AUGUCUGGGUGUAGAAACACCCCGGGGGCGGCGGCGAGGCUGCUCAGAGGGCGAGCGGUCGCCGUCCUCCUUCUCGCGCUAAGCUGGCACCAGUUCCGUGGAGACCAGGAGUCCCUAGUGACGCCCUGCUCUGCCGUGCGUUUUUUUAAAGUGCUUACAACUGUUACCGGGGCUCUCGGCAUCAACGAUGCGAUCAGAAGGACUGCGAGGAGUGCAGUGCGGUCUACAGUCCAGAAGGCCAUGGAAAAGAACGCGAGUAAGUCCUUGGACGCGCUCAAAAGUGAGGUGGAACGUGGAAGGAAAAGUCGCGAUGACGACGAUGACGAUGAUGAAGACAAGCCUACAGAAAGGGCACCCAGUGCGGUUGCAACAGUCGCGAACAAACUUCUGAGUGCAUCAGGCGUCGGCAGUUUGGUCGGAGCUGGAGCCGCAUUAGCAGCGGCUCACACAGGCGGGAUCGGCCACAUGCAGAAGAAACUCAAGGAAGCCGGCCUCUCUCCUCUUGGGGAUAUCGUGACUGAACAGGCUAAAGAAUUCAUGGGUGAGGGCGGCCGCAACGGCCCGCAGAAACACUCGCGCGAUGACGAGGACGACGAUGAAGAGAGCGACAGGGGAAGACGCAAACAUCGACACCACCACGACGACGACUAA
Molecule: messenger RNA, 651 nt
Organism: Besnoitia besnoiti
Lineage: Eukaryota; Apicomplexa; Conoidasida; Eucoccidiorida; Sarcocystidae
Exons: 1
Coding region: 1-651 (216 amino acids)
Source: RefSeq, a predicted model, not a curated record